Molecule: messenger RNA, 840 nt
Organism: Hibiscus syriacus
Lineage: Eukaryota; Viridiplantae; Streptophyta; Magnoliopsida; Malvales; Malvaceae
Product: ankyrin repeat and SAM domain-containing protein 6-like
Exons: 2
Coding region: 76-813 (245 amino acids)
Molecular function (GO): protein binding
Source: RefSeq, a predicted model, not a curated record
UCUUCUUUAAUCGCCGUUUUCUACUUCACAAAUCAAAACAAAACCCAGAAAAAAAGAAAGAAAAAACCAUUAAACAUGGCGGAUAUACAACCAUCGGACUGUCAGGAAAACGCCGGCGAGGUUUCCGUACCGGUGGCUUCAGUCGAUGCCGUUGGAUCGAAACGCCAGAGACGACCCAGCGUUCGAUUAGGCGACAUCGGCGGCGACCAACCGCACGAUUCUCAUACCCGGAGACAGUCCUCUUCCGCCGCGAGUGGUAAAUCGUCCAAGACUCGCGCCGUAACCAAUCUCAGCACCGACUUCAACGCUAAGAACCAAACCGUCGAUGACUCAAGAGAAGCUAACAACAACACAAACAAUUUGGAUGCCGUGCCAAUUGGUGGCUGGAGAGUCAAAGAUUCCAUGAAACUUUGCUCCGCAGCCAAACGGGUCCGGUCCAAUUGGGUUUCCAACAGCAAUGUAGAAUCCGAGGACAAACCCAGUGGCAGUGAAGAUACCGCCGAUUUCGACAGGGAGAACAGCGAAAGCCCCUUGAGGGAGCAGAGUCAUCAUGGGAAUAAUCAGAGAAUGCCAAUUGGAACUAGGGUUUCGAAUACCAGCACCAGACGGCACGAGGAAGAUGAUGGGGUUCGAACAUGGUUGGAAAGUUUGGGUCUAGGCCGAUACGCCCCUGUUUUUGAGGUCCAUGAAGUAGAUGAGGAGAUUCUGCCAUUGUUGACACUGGAAGAUUUGAAGGAUAUGGGAAUAAAUGCAGUUGGUUCAAGAAGGAAACUCUUUAGUGCAAUCCAGAGGCUCGGUAAAGGCUUUUCCUAACCUUCUUCUCCAUUGUUAAACCAGAAU